This is a messenger RNA of Thlaspi arvense, 1130 nucleotides long. Lineage: Eukaryota; Viridiplantae; Streptophyta; Magnoliopsida; Brassicales; Brassicaceae. The record is from the annotation of a GenBank genome assembly.
AAUUUAAUUUUUUGGGGACUUUUUUGUCUAAAAAUUUCCGAGAAACCUCUCGUCGGCGAAAUUCAAACGAGGCAAAAGUCUUAAAUGUCGAAUUUGGGAGAGACGACGAUUACUUAGGGUUUCACUGUUUCAGUAGAUUAUCCGAAAGCGGUGAAUAAAAAGAUGCAGCAAUCUCCACAGAUGAUUCCGAUGGUUCCUUCGUUUCCGCCGACCAACAUCACCACCGAACAGAUCCAAAAGUUUCUUGAUGAGAACAAGAAGCUGAUAAUGGCGAUCUUGGAAAAUCAGAACCUCGGUAAACUUCAAGAAUGCGCUGAGUAUCAAGCUCUUCUCCAGAAGAAUCUGAUGUAUCUAGCUGCAAUCGCUGAUGCUCAACCUCAGCCACCAGGAGCUGCACCAACAACACCAGGAGCCAUGGCUCCUCAAGCAAUGGGUCCUCAUGGAUCAGCGAUGCAGCCACCACCAAGCUACUUCAUGCAGCAGCAGCAGCAGCAUCAGCAAGCUGUGGGAAUGGCUCAACAAAUACCGCCAGGGCUUUUCCCUCCGAGAGGUCCGUUGCAGUAUCAGUUUCAAGAUCCACAGCAGCAACAGUUACAUCAACAAGCUAUGCCAAUGAAAGGGCACAUGGGGAUUAGACCAAUGGGUUUGCAGCAUUCGAUGCUGCACCACCCGGAAACUGCUCUCGGCCCAAACAACACGGGUCCGAGUGAUGCUCGUGGUGGAGGCAAACAGGAUGUGACCGAUGUGAGUCAUGGUGGAGCUGAUGGGCAAGGUGGCUCAGCGGCUAGACAUGAAGGAAAAUGAUGGUUUUGUUGAUAUUUAAUUAGGUUCUGUUUGUUUUUUUGCUUCUUCCACAAUGAUGACAAAGUUGUUACUUUGUCAGGUUAGUCACGGUUUAGGGUUUUUGAGAGGAUUCAGUUUGAAUUCCAAGAUGGAUGUGGAAAUGGGUUCUCACAUUCACAUGUAUUGGUAACGUUGUUGUUGUAUGGUAAUUAGAUGCACCGGUUCGAUUUGGUGUAUGAACCGGUUUGGGUCCUAAGGCUGGAUUUUAAUCAAGCCGUCUGAACCGUGUUUUGUUGAACUGUUUUAUAUCGAAAUUUAUGCAAUGUUCAUUUUUUAUUUGGGUGCCA